AGGCAGAUGCCAUGACGGCACUGGACGAGCGCACGGCGACGCUGCACAGCGCUCGCAGACGUCGAGCGAGACACAGUCGGCCGGCCGCCAGUGACGGUGACGUCCCUCGCCACCGCCUGCACAGGCGCACACGGCAGCCUAAUGCGCCCGCCAUGAGCUGCCCUUCGCCUUCUCGUCCGCCUUGCCACCGCUCUCUCGCGCCCCUCGCACUCUCCGCCCACGGCCGCCAUGAUCGACGUGCCGCUGUCCAACAUGCUCGGCCUCUGGCCCUUUGGCGAGCCGUCGCCGCAGAGCGAGCCCGAGCAUCUGCUUGCUGGCCCGAUGCUGCCGCAGCCGGUGCUCGAUGCGCGCUUCCUCGCCACGCUCAUGGGCAGCGAGUCGUCCGCAGACGGUCCCAAGACACCGGACAGCGCAGCACCACCAGCGCUCCCACGCCCGCAGCCGCAGCCGUGGAGUCUGGCAGCGAGUGGCAGCGACGGCGCCGCAAGCAGCGUGUCGCAGGCGCCCAGCACAUGUGUCGGUCAGGCAAGCUCGCCCUUCCGCACGCUCGACGACACGACGGACGCACAGGAUGCGGCAGCUGCCGGCUCGUCGCGUUGCAGCGAGCGGCUGCGGCGCAAGCGUCCCAGCUGGCUCUUGUCGUUCCGCGCCGCCGCCAAUCUGGGCGGACCGUGGGACGAGUGGGAGUUGCCGGCGACACUGACGACGGCGGCGGGCACCAGCAACGCCGUGUCGGCCGCGCGCAUGCUCGACCACCUGCUGGCACGCUUCUACGCGCAGCCGAGCUUCAACAGCCUCGUCGUGGCGCAGCCGGAGCGCCUCAUGGCACGCCUGCGCCGCGACGCGCCCGACCCGGCGCCGGGCUUCCUGCUGCGUACCAUAGCAGCGUGCGCGGCUGGCCUGCCGGAAAGCGAGCCCGAGCUGCGUGCGUGCGCCGCGCGCCUGCUCGACGAGGCACACGAGGACGUCUGGGAUGUGCUGCGCGCCGGCGAGGAGUCGCUCGAGCUCAUCCAGGCGCUGCUGCUGCUCGCCGCCAACUGGCCCGGCGAGCCGGACUGCGAGCCGCGCCGCAAGUGCCUGCACAGCGCGCUCGAGCUUGGCGCCGCGCUGGGCCUCGAGCGCACGUCGCAGCUGUACGAGUCGCCCGGCCCGCCGGUGACGCGCUACGUGCUGCUCUGGUGCCUCUACCUCGCCGACAAGCUCGACUGUGUCGCCGUCGGCGGUGAGCCGGCACGCCUCAAGGCCGCGCGCAUCGACUGGUGCAUGCCCACGCCCGAGCGCGUCGCCGAGGUGCUGGGCAACGAGCCGGGCCCGCACGCACUGCGCCUCGCUCAGCUCGCUGCCGGCGGCCUGGCACUGGCCCGGGUGCUCGAGGACGUGCUCGAGGCGCUCUACGCGCCCAUCACUGCCGUGCCGCCGACGCUCGAGGAGCUCGAGCAGCGCACGCGUGUCAUGGAGCGGCGUCUGGAGCAAGUCUGCUUCUCACAGCGUCACCUGCUCCACGUGCCGCACUGGCCGUGCGCCGUAGAUGUGCUCUGCAUCGACACCAUCUCGCGCCUUGUUCAUCUCAUCCAGCUCAUUCUGUACCGCUCGGUGCUGGUCGCAAGGAUCUGCGCGACUCUGGCCGUAGCGCACGCUCAAGGACGCCAAAUCAGCACGCACAACUUCGUCAACUUCAGCGACGCCACCGAAGAGCGAGCGCUGAGCGCCAGCAUCGAGAGCGCCUGGCACCUGCUGCACCCGCCCGGCUACCGGCUGCAGACGCUGCAAGUCGCCUCGGUCGCAUCCUUCUCGCGCGCCGCCAUCGCGCCCGAUGCACGCCUCGACUGCGCCCGCUUCGGCGCCGUCAUGGGCGCUAGGCUGCUGGCCUUCGUGGCGCGCUACUGGUCCAGCUGGGAAGAAGGACUCGGCGUCGUCUUUGCCGUGCCGCGUCUCGUCUCGUCGCAACAGUCACGCCAGGCGGCUCGCCAGCUGCGUGCCCGCGCACACACCGACCCGGGCGCCGAGCCGCUGCGCUGGCGCACGGCGACGACGCCCGCUCGUCCCGCCGCCGAGCUGGCACUGCAUCCUGCGAUUGAGCAGCGCACGCCCGUGCAGGCCUUCGUCAAUGCCGGCGCCGCGCGCCGCGACGAGUCGCUCUCGCCAGCGUACAGCGUGUUUGGCGUCGACGUGCAGACGUACCUGCACGGCGUGGCGCGCACGCAGCGCCAGCUCUCGCACUCGACACGCCCCGGCCUCGCGCCGCUGCCGCCGCCGUCGUACGAGGCGGCCGUGCAGCAGCAGCAGGCCGACUACCGCCGGCAGGCGUCCGCCUCGCUGCCUCGCACGCGCAACAUCGCGCCCUACCCGCUCGCCCGCCGCGCCGCCUCCUGAUCGCUUCUCGCUUGCCGACCCGAUGCCCUGACCCCGAUGCCCCAUCUCUCUGCCCGAUCUAAGCGCCGCCAAGGACGACGCGCUGCACCAUCUCAAAGACCCGGACCGACACGACACGACCAGCACACCGCACCACACCGCACGCACCGCAGCGUCACAGCUGGAGAGGGCGAGA
Molecule: messenger RNA, 2548 nt
Organism: Tilletiopsis washingtonensis
Lineage: Eukaryota; Fungi; Basidiomycota; Exobasidiomycetes; Entylomatales
Exons: 4
Coding region: 229-2373 (714 amino acids)
Source: RefSeq, a predicted model, not a curated record